Macrosteles quadrilineatus (aster leafhopper) is the source of this 1193-nucleotide messenger RNA. RefSeq lists its product as uncharacterized. The transcript is spliced from 5 exons. The coding region runs from base 324 to 1040 and encodes 238 amino acids. The record is from RefSeq and is a predicted model, not a curated record. Lineage: Eukaryota; Metazoa; Arthropoda; Insecta; Hemiptera; Cicadellidae.
CAAAAUAAAAAACAAGCCUCUCUCUAGUUCUAGUUGUUAGUUGUUACCUAAGAUACUUAACAAAGAAACCUAGCAGCAAGGCAAUUAGGAGAUGCCAUUGCCAAAAUUGCCAUACCGUGGUAGUGCCUGCAGUUUUCUGUGCUGCAGUUGAGAUAAAUCAAUUUAAUUAAUUUAUUUCCAUGGCGAAGAAGUCCGGAACAUAACAUAACGAUCUUUAUUUGGUUUGUGUAUUUACUUCUCAUUCUGUAAACCUUUGAACUGCCCUUUUAAAUAAGUUAGCCUAAGUAGGCUACUGUCAGUUUGUUUAGCAUUGGUAGCUGAUAAUGGCCGGGAACACUACAAUGUCUUCUGCUAUGAGCUAUGCUGUAAAUAGAACUGCCGACUCUACCCUCCUAGACCAAGAUAAGCUCGUGGAAAAAAUAAUCCUGGCAACUUCUUGGUUAAAUCUGACCCAAGCCCAUUUGAUUCUUCUAAAAGAAAAACUCACCAAAGCAAGGGGAUCAAAGAGAAGAAAUCAAUCAGAUCUUGGUGAUUGCACGGAAAUAAGUCAGACAUUCUACGACCAGGUGCUGAGGCUAUGGAGUAGUGUACACAACUACAAGAUAAGGAUUCAAAAUCAAACCAAUUUGUUAUUCAAUGCCUUGUCCCCUGGAAUAAUGGGUCAAUCAUCUGCCAAUCCUGAAGUAGAAAAUUUCAGGAGAAAAAUCUUAGGAUUAGGAGAAAAGAUAACACCUUUUCUUAUAGUUGAAAUGGAGGGGACUGAGGAAAAAGAACAAUAUGAUAUAAAAAUGAUGGAGAAUCAAAGAGAAAUGAUAAAGCUGGCUGCUGAGGUUGGUGACAAUUUGGAGCAGGCAGAGUCAAAUACUCAUCCAAGGGAGAUUCAAAGGAACAAUGAAAAGCUGAUGAAAGUGAAAGUAUGUCGCAGUAUAAUCAACACUUUUUUAGCCAGAUCUCAUAUUGAUUAUGAACAGAAUCCUGAUCUGUUAGAUCUCAAGAUCAUAUGGAGGAACCCUAUCUCAAUAAUGGCCAAAACACUAUGAACCGUACCUCAGUGCGGACUUUGAACUAAAGUUUUGAUGUCAGUUAUGUGGAGUGAAGAUUCACAGAGCAGAUGCAUUUUUUACUUUAUUGUACUUUUUUACUUUAUUAAUAAUUUUGAAAUAGUGAAUGGUUAAAUAAAGAACUGUUACCUA